AUGAUAUUCCAAGUCGAACGUAAAGAUACUGAUAAGAAUGCAAAGAGGGUAUUUUUCGAAAAUGUCAAAAAUAAAUGUCAGACAGAACCAUACUUUCAACAAAGUGAUAUUAUUUUAUCAAUUGGAGCAAAUCAAACAACUACUCAAUGGCUAAUUCUCAAUAAGCUGUUUGAUACAGAUGUUCCUUGUUAUGUAAGUGAUCUAGCCUCUAGGUUAGAAUUGUUGCCAAUGGUCGGCAUAGCAAUGCCACUUGAAAGAAACACUUAUAUUCCGAAACUGAACACAGUGGUCGGUAGAGUGUUUUGUGUUCUUCCACUACCAUCCGAUGAAGUAGGUGAAGGAGUAACUGGCUUACCUCUUCAUAUCCACGCCUACUUUGGACUGGCUGACAAUCGACGCAGUCUGAAAUGGACAGAAGUUGAUCAAAAGCAUGACCCUAUGGCAGAAUGGAAUGAACUAAUAGUGGCACGUUUAUUACCACAAGCCUAUGUUUUGUUUAUUCUACAUGCAAUUGCAAAGGUAUCACCAUAUUCAAUAUAUCAAGCAUGGCCAAACACAAACAGCAUUAAACAUCACUGGAAUAAGUUCCUAGAUUAUUUUCAUAAGGUUGUAGCCCACCAGUCCAUUCUGUUCACAAAGACAAAACAUGGACAGUGGAUUUCUCCCUCCAAGGCUAUAUUCAGCAAUUCAAUGGUUGGUAUUCCAAAUGAUGUGGUACAAGCAGUUACAUCAUACAUAGAGUCCUGUGAUGAAGAUGUUGUUGUCCUUCCAGAGCAUGUUUGGGAACAUAUACCUCACUGUGUUAACAAAUAUAAAACGGUCAACCCUCAGUUAUUGAGAAACUGUGUACGCACUCAUUUUGUAACAGACCUGUCUUAUGAAGAAAAGAUACUACUUCUUCAAUUUUCUCUCCAUGAUGAUAACUUCGAUGAUCUGCAGAAUGUACCUCUCCUUCCAAUAUCAGGUAAACAAUUUACAACUUUUCAGCCACGUCAUAUGUAUGGCAGCAAACCAGUUCUAUUCCCUAAACCAAAUAAUCUACAAAUCCUUCUCCCAGGUAAAUGCAAAUCAUUUCAAUUUACUGAAACUAAUCUUCCUAACACUAUUCAUUAUAAACUUGGUCGAGUAGCAGACAGUGAGAAGACUCAAGUUAGAUACAUGGGCAAUGCACAUGUCUUUGAGUAUCUUUAUGAAGUUCUGCCUGCAGCCUGGUUUAAACAUGACAAUGAUACUUUUAGAUGGACUCCAGAUAAAAACAACCAUCCAUCUGUGAGAUGGCUCGCUGAAGUUUGGUUAUGGAUAAGCAGGGAAUAUCCUACCAGUCUUUCCAAGUUUUCAAACAUCCCGCUUUUUCCAGUUGAUGGUUCUACCAACACACAACUUGUGAAGCUCAAUUCCAAUACUCACGUUAUAUUUGCAGGAAAUUCCACUGCUACCUUGCAGUCUGAUGUGUGCAAAUGUCUUCAAACCAUGGGUGUAGUUAUAUUGACAAACCAGCCUAAUUUCAUCAGACACAAUGCGCUGCAUGAGUUUAUCGCUCCUCCAACCCCUGAAGGUGUUAUAUCUAUAUUAGGAAAUUUGUCCAAUAAUACAUACAGUAAAUUAUCAAAAGAGGAAAAACAAGCACUGAGAAGAACUUUAGCCAACGUAUCUAAAGACUCUAUUAUUAAGAACAGGGCAAUGUUAUGCAACCUUCCUAUAUUUGAUACAGUUCCAGGUAGUGGUGGCCAAUCAAGACAGCAAUUUUGUAAUAUCAACGAUGCUAAAGUUGCACCUUACAAUCUUGCACAAAGAACUGGCUACAACAACUUCAGAAUAAAGCAGUUACUCAUUAAAGCUGAUGAUCCAUGUAGUAGCAAUUUAUUGUCACUCAUUGGCAUUGAGCGUCUAAAACUUGCAUCUCUGCUUUCCACUUACAUCUUUCCUGAGAUGCAUGGUAAUUACUAUCAACAAUGUGAAAUUGACCAAAUUAUGGUAUGGGUGCUCCGUCAUCUAAAUGAUAUGAUAAAAGAAAAAACAGAUUUCAGAUUGGAUAUUGAAGUAAUUCCAUUUGUCAAAAUUGACAACCAUUAUAAUAGAGUGAAGCCAAAUAAUGUUUUUGACCCGCAAGAUCAAGUACUUCAAAAGCUUUUUCAAGGGGAAAAUGUUUUCCCAAUUGGUCCUUAUGCAGAACAGGAUAUUGUCCCUAUACUCCGGAGAGUUGGGCUGAAGAAUCUUGGUGAUGUAACAGCUUCAGAUAUUGCAAACACAGCAAGCAUUAUCAGCAAAUCAAAUGAUUUUGAACAUACAGCAUACAAUAAGGCAAUGGAAGUACUUAGCCUUUUAAAUAAAUCUCCAAAACUUCUUAUCUCCUACUAUAAUAGACUUCCUUUAGGGAGUUACCUGAGAAAGAUCAAGUGGGUGCCACGGAAGACGACUAGACCGGAUAAUUAUCCCUUACAAUUACAAUGGUGUGAUACUGACCAGAUGAUUUUCAAACCAACUGAUAUUUUCGCAUAUAACGCAGCAGUUUUAGUUGGUGGAAACCUUCCAGUAGUUCCAUUUGAAGUAGUCCCAGAUUUGAAAAAAAUGCUUGUAUCAGAAUCACACAUUUCAGUGCCCGAUCUUUCUAGUCAACUUGAGAAAGUAGUAAUUGCUUGGAAUAAAUGUGCAAAUUGGGGUUAUUCAGAAAGUAGUAAAUACAAUCUUAAAGAGAUUGUUUAUAGAAUAUAUGAGGAAAUUGCAAACAGGGAUUCACUUUAUAUGCAACAAAUUGACUUUCCCUGGUUAUGGCAUGGGGAUGGUUUUACAUAUCCACAUAUGAUGGCUCUUAAUACCAACUUCCCAUUUCCUCUUAAACCAUAUCUAUAUAAAAUUCCAGAGCAGCUACUUUCUAUGAAAAGUUUUCUGAUGCAAUCUGGUGUAAAAGAAGAAUUUGCUGAAAGUGAUAUGAUACAGGUGCUAGAAGUGAUCCAAGCAAACCACCAAACAGAUGAUGAAAAAAACAGAUCACGUGAUUUAUCACUUUCUGUAAGCAUUCUUAAUUGGAUAACAAGAGAUAAAGAAUACAUAUCAGAUGACUUCAAAGAUAGACUACUUGUUCCAAUUGACACUUGUGAUGGUUCUCUGGAGUUUACUCUUGGACAGAAUUGUACAUAUUGUGACAAUGACAGUCUGGUAAACACAUAUGAUAGUGCCAUCGACGACAACAUUACUAUGAUACAUCAUAAUAUUUCAACUGAGACAGCUCAAUAUCUCAGAAUACCAUCUCUUAGUCAGAGAUUUAUUGAACCAGAAGAACUAGGAUUCGAAGUUGCUGGUCAGCAUGAGCCAAUAACUACACGCUUGAAAAAUAUAUUAAAGGGCUAUGGUGAAGGAAUGAGUAUAUUCAAGGAAUUAAUCCAGAAUGCUGAUGAUGCAGGAGCAACUGAAGUGAAAUUUCUUAUUGACUGGAGGUCAAAUUCAAGUGCAAUGAAAUCUCUCUUCUCCAAAGAAAUGAAAGAGUGUCAAGGCCCUGCACUUUGGUCAUAUAAUGAUGCAAUAUUUACAGAUGAUGACUUGAAGAAUAUAAAUAAAUUAGCUGGCGCUACAAAGGCGCAGAAUAGGAACAAGAUUGGUAAUUUUGGAUUAGGAUUCAAUGCUGUGUAUCAUCUCACAGAUAUACCCAGUUUUGUGAGUCGUAACAUAUUUGUAAUGUUUGACCCAAAUACUAGUCAUAUUUCUAAUUUACUCAAGAAUAAUGUUCGAUCUGGUAUUAAAUUAAAUCUUGAGAAUGCAAGUACAUUAAGAAUAUAUGCUGACCAGUUCAAACCUUAUUGUGGUUUAUUUGGUUGUGAUCUCGUACGACAAAAACAGUAUAAAGGAACUUUAUUUCGGUUUCCUUUGCACACACCCACAACAGCUGUGAAAAGUGAGAUUUCACAUGUUGUGUAUGAUGCAGCUCGCAUGAAAAACCUUAUUGAUGGUUUAUACGAGAAUGCAGAGACACUGUUGCUAUUCACUCAACACGUGUCAAAAGUGCAAGUUUUUGAAAUCGUUGAUGACAAAACUGAUAUCACUGAUCCAACUGUAUUGUUUUCAAUUGGUGUACGGGAUGUUAUGCCACUUAUGAAAGGAAUGUCAGUAUCUCGCGAAAUACUUGCUGAAAGUUCUCAUAUUUGGAAAGAUUUUCUUGACGGAAAGCAUGUAACAUCCCCCACAUUUACCUACACAAUGAAGAUAUUUUGUGAUGUAGAAAGCUAUUUGGAGCAUGAUGAUAAUGAAUAUAACGAACCACAGAGCUUUGAACACACAUGGGCAGUUUGUUCUUGCAUUUCUUCAGGGGACGCCCUAAAGUUUGCUUUUGAUUACUCAGAGCAAUGUAAUCUUGGAUUGCAACCAUGUGGAGGUACUGCAAUUAGACUUGUGCCAGAGAGUGAUGAAACACUUUCCCUCUGUGCUACACAAGGUGAAUUGUUCUGUUACUUACCAGUACACAUUCCCACUGGUCUUCCUGUACAUAUCAAUGGUGGAUUUGCCCUAUCAUCUGAUCGACGUGGUCUACCAAGUCAUGUAAAGACUGAUAUGAAUAAAUCAAUUGAAGUUCAGUGGAAUGAUGUACUCAUGCAUGAUGUCAUUUGUGAAUCCUACACUAAGUUGCUGCAGGAUUUACUUAACAGUGGCAAACUAAAUAAAACGAGCUAUGACUAUUCCCACUGGCCAACUAAACAGUGUGGCAGUCAAUAUGCAGGUGUUGUCCAAGGAUUCUACGAGAGAGUUUUGGGCUAUAGGCAUCGGCAAAGUAUUCCAAAGCUCUUUCUUCAAGACCCAUUCCUGAAUGGAGAUGCCAACUUGGAUAUAGAUAACUCGCAUACAUUAGAUCCAUGUUUGAGACAAGAAUCAGUUGGGAAAUUGGCACUGAAUAUUUUGAAUCAGCUACUAUGCAGACAUAAUUCACCAUUCAGAACAAUAGAUAUUUCAAAACCAGUACUUUCCACAUUGCAUCAUCUUAAUAUGCAGGCAAAGGUAGAUAAAAUUACAGUUACCAAAGAAACAUUUUACAAGAAAUAUCUUUUUCCAAACUUAAACAUUCUAGCCAGUAGUAUAAGAGAUCGCUUUGUUCUUGAUAUCAUAUUAAGCUCAAAAUGGAAAUCACAUGAAUACAUGAAAACACUGCUGCAAACACAUCCAUGUAUUCCUACAUCUACACAGUGCUCCAUGAUGUCCAAAGUGACAGAUCUUAUUGAUCCAACAUCCAAACUAGCAGCACUUUAUGAUAAAAAUGACAAGAGAUUCCCUUGUGGGGACAAAUAUGUAUCAGAGAAUUGUUUGACUAAACUCCGUGAAGUUGGUAUGGCUCAUAAUCAGCUAACAUGGACAGAUGUUAUUGAACGUGCAAAGUCUGUACAACCGUUAUACAAUAGUAAUCCUCAGAUAGGAUUGCAAAGAGUGAGAGCCUUGAUUGUAUACCUUCAAGAUGAAUACAGAUCAUGCCCUGAUACAGUGAAGAAAAAGCUACACUUGAUUCCUUUCCUCCCAAUUAUGAAGAAACCAUUACAGUACAGUUUACCAUGGCACAGUAGUACUGUAGAUAUUACUUCCCCAAGUGUCCUAUAUACAAGUAGCUGCAAACACUUAGUAAGUGUAUCCAAGCCUGUUAUCAAUGAUGGAGAUGGAGGAUGUGGACAUAUACCAUACAGUGUUAUGUCACUUCUUAAACUAACUGACAAACCAGAUAUUGAUAUCGUUAUUAAGCAACUAUUUACAAUAACUGAGUUUGGUUUCAUUGAAGGCACAACAUCUGAAAUAUGCCAGGCGAUUUAUUCAUUUUUAGUGAAAGAAAUUCAGACAAGAAAACUGCAUGGUCUGGACCAUAAUGUGAUAACAGAGAAAUUAACCACAAGUAGAAAACCAUUUCUGUUGACAUGUAGAUCGUUUGUGCUUCCAGAUCAGAUGUCAUUCAGUCUGAAAUUUAACUGUGCACCUUAUUUAUAUACUGUAUGUGAUUUUCUCAAGCCUUUUUCAGAGCUUCUUAAGGCUUGUGGGGUAAGGGAAUGCUUUGAUAUGUUAGAUUAUGUCAACGCGAUAAACCAAUUAGCACGUGAAAAAAAUCACACAAAAUUGACCCAAGAUCAGCUUGACUUAAUUAUAAAUCUAACAUCGCAUUUUCGAAACACAGAACACAUGUAUAAACCAUAUCUUGAUAAAAUUUACCUCCCUGGCCAGGAUUGUAUACUAUAUCAGCCUAAAGAUUUGGCGUAUAAUGAUGUCCCUUGGAUAGAAGUGGAAGAUGGGGAAUAUACAUUUGUUCAUGAAACUUUUAGCCGAUCACUUGCAAUCAAACUGGGAGUGAAACCAAUUCGCACAAAGAAAGUAGAAGAGUAUUCUACCGGAGUUGAUUUUUUCAUAGGAGAUUACUUUGGACAGAACGAAUGUCUUGCAGACAGAAUUAAGGGGAUAUUACAUAAUUAUCCAUUUGGAGUUGACAUAUUGAAAGAAUUGGUUCAAAAUGCAGAUGAUGCUCAGGCAACAACAGUACAUGUUAUUUAUGAUAAGAGAAAACAUCUAUCAGAAAAAGUAUUUAAUAAUUCAUGGAUUGAUGUGAUGGGCCCAGCACUUUGCAUUUACAAUGACAAGAUAUUUACAGACAAAGACAUCAAAGGUAUUCAGAAACUGGGCAUUGGUGGCAAACGUGAUGCUGCUGAAGCAAUUGGUCAGUAUGGUAUUGGUUUUAAUGCUGUUUAUCACUUGACUGACUGUCCAACUAUUGUGACAAACAAUACCGACCUUUUAAUAUUUGAUCCUCAUGCAAAAUAUGCCCCUGGUGCUGAUUUUCAUCACCCAGGACGAAGGAUUCCAGUGGGAAAACUACAACGGGAUUAUCCUGAUGUGUAUGCUUCUUAUCUUACUGAACAGUUUGAUUUGAAAAACUCAACAAUGAUUCGACUUCCAAUAAGAGAUAUCGAAGCAGCUUCAACAUCCAAUAUUUCAAAUAAAGCACUUGAUACAAACAAGAUAAAUUGUCUUAUUAAAAACUUCAAAGAUGAAAUGCCACAAAUGCUUUUAUUUCUGAAUCAUGUUAAAGUGAUCAAAAUAUCAGAAAUCACUGUGGGUGGUGAAACACUUCAAAAUACAUACUCAGUUAAAGCUGUCAUGACAGAUGAUGAUGCUGCACAACGUACCAAAUUUGCGUCAAUUGUCAAAAAGAGAGCAGUAGAAAUUUUGAAAAAGCAAAAUGCAGUAUUGGCAAUACCAGAAUCAGUUGUUAGUUAUGAGUUAAACAUUUCAGAUUCUAAUAAUAUUGACUACAGAUGGCAGGUAACACAAAAGAUUGGGUUCUCUAAAUCUGCUAGAGCAUCAUUUGAUGAUGAUGAUUUAAAUGAUUUCAUGAAAACCAUUUUGCCAAGAGGUGGUAUUGCAGCUUUAUUAAGUACAGCACAUCGACGUAGUAUGUAUAAUACAUAUUCAGAUUACAACAGAUAUGGUCUGCAUUAUUCCACUGCUCACGAAACAUAUGUUCCAAAAAUUAUAACAAGACAACAAUCUCAGGUAUUCUGUUUCCUUCCAUUGCCUGUUAAGACCGGACUUCCUGUCAUGGUCAAUGGCCAUUUUGCCUUAAGCUCUGAUAGAAGGAGCCUGUGGGAAAAUGAUAUAAAAGGGAAAUGGAAUACAUUUAUUAAACAUCACAUUAUUGCAACUGCAUAUAUUGACAUGCUGAAAGCACUUAAAACAGUUCUAUUUUUACAGCAUGGUCCAGUUAACAACAAUUUGGAGCUUUAUGAAGCAAUGUUUCCCAGUAUGACCACAGUUCAUUCAGAUUGGAAAGAGGUUGUUUGUUGUGUUUACAAACUUUUGAGUGAUUGUCCGCACCAACUCAUACCAGUCCUCCAGCUAGAUGAUUGGCCAACUGAUGAAAAUGAUUUUCUUGCUACUCAUAGUUCUAUUACAUGGCAUUUUUUGAAAGAUAGUUAUUUCAACACCGCUGCCAAAGUAUCUAGUCCAAAAGGAAUCCUUGACAUGUAUAUAAGAGAUGAUAAAGUGCAAUCUCCAUCUACUCUUCUAGUUAUAUUACAAAGGUUGGGAUUCCCACUUACAACACUUUCAUCAAGAAUUUAUGAUCAUUUCAAGGUUUUAAACAUAGAAGCUGCACAGGAAUUAUCUCCCCAUUAUGUGUUAACCUACUUGCGAGGCAAUCCUAAUGCAGUAGGCAAUAUCCCUUGCUUUAUAAAUGAAUCAAUAUUCCCUGAUAUUGAACAUUUAUGCAUUAUUUUGAAAUACUGCCUGAAAGGUGAAGACUUGGAACUGGAUGGCAUUCCACUGUUGAUUACUGUUGAUGAGGUAUUAAGAAAAUUUAACAAUGCAAAACCAGUUUAUGUAAAUAAGUACCCAAAUCUAAUUCAAGCACUAGCUAAACGGACUGUUUCAAAAUACAUAUAUCAUGAUAUGGCAGGCAUACAUGACGAAUCGAUUAAAAUAUUCACAAUAGAUGACUUAGCAUCACACCUUCAUACAGUUCUACCAAGACCACCAAAGAAAUAUAUUGACUGGAGACAUAAUACAUACAACAUUGGUGUGCCAUGGCUGAAAACCUUAUGGAAAUUUCUUUGUUUUCGUCAUAAAAAUGCCGACAAAUUCCCUGGCGCCCUCAUAAAUUGGUGCAUUGUGCCUACAACAGCGUCCCACUUAAUACCAUUGUCAAAUGCAAAAAAAAUACUUAGUCCAGAUAUGUCUGUCAGAUGGACAUCAUCUGUUCAUAACAUAGUGAAUAUCACCACAAAGCUUGGUUGUGCUGAAAUAAAGUAUGAUGCGAUGUGUACUAAUGAUGCUUUUAAGUUUGAAAUACAGUCACUCGUGGCAGAUUAUCUGAGUGAUUACAAUUUGCGAUCAGAUGUUGCUAAUGUUUUAAAAUGUCACUUGUGGAAUGGUGAUUGGUGUACAACACUCAGUGAAUCUGAUUGUACAGCUGUUCUGAAGUACUUUCAGGAGGAUAUGCCCUUGACCCCUAAAGUCAUCGACACAAUAAAGAAUCUACCAAUCUUUCUUACAAGAUUUGGUAGUAUAGUUUCUAUAGCAGAAUACAGUAGAGUCCAUGUCUUGGCAAGUUAUUACAUCCCAGAUAUUGAAAGUGCUAAGUGGAUGAAGAAGUACAAUUGCCUGAUAUUGAAAAGGGAACCCAGUUUACAUGAUAUAUAUGAUGACCUUGGGAUAACAGAAAUAUCAGUCACAGAAGUAUAUGUUCAAUAUAUUCUACCAUCCUUUCAGAGUUUGGGACAAGCCACUCAACUAAAGCAUCUUGACACAUUGAGAAUAAACUUUGCUUAUCUUGAAAGUGAAGCACUGAUAAAUAAGCUUAAACAUAUUAAUUUCAUUCCUGACCCACAAAGAAAUAAUGAAGUGUUUCCAGUAAGUAGAUUUUAUGAUCCAGAGAAUGAAAUCUUUCAGAGAAUGUUACCUGGUGGGUUAUUUCCACCGCCUCCUUUCAAUGACAAGAAAUGGUUGCAAUUUCUCAGAAUGAUUGGACUUCAUACAAAAGUCUCAGAAACAGACUUUAUCAAGUUUGCGAAGCAAAUAGAAGAAAUUGAGUGCAAUGAUGAACAAGAAGCUAUGUCACAAGCUGAGGUAUUGAUCAAGCUUAUGAUGUGCGACUCAGACUUCCAUAAUUCGUCUUUUCUGAAGGAAAUAUCAAAGAUACGAUUUGUGCCAGUAGGAGAGGUUGACUGGAAUUUGCGUAACAUCUAUUGGCAUCAUUCUAAUGCUAAUUUCACAUAUUUCUGUAAUACAGUCCGUGUGAAGUAUGCACCAUUGAUGUGGACGGUAGCACCUGUUCUACCGACCUGGGCUGAUCCAAAUGAACACUCCAACAAUACACAUGUUUUAGGGUUACUGUGUGAAAAUUUAAGGAUCCAGAAACAUCCUUCACUGGAGAUGGUAUUGCAACAUUGUAAAAUGUUAUCAUACAGUAUUGAAUGCAAUCUUGCAAAAUGUGUUGGUGCAUAUACACAUUGCGCAAAAAUGCUUAUUUCAGUAUGGAAAGCAAUUUAUGAAUAUAUAAUGAAACAAUGUGAAAUGUAUACAAAAAAACAGAGCUGUUGCACAGAUGAAACUAUGUGUGGAAUUUGUCAAGCAAUAACACAUAAUUUAAAAGACCUACCAAUUAUUAUGCUUGAAGAUUGCAAUACUAUUGUUAAAGCCAAACAAAUAAUAUUGAAAUUGUCAGAUACCAAAAUGGAACCAUUUAUUUACAGUAUUCCUCUGGAUUUGGGGUCAUAUUCCUCUUUAUUCCGUCUUCUAGGUGCCACUCAACAUCCGACUGAGUCACAACUUGUAGAUGUUUUAGAAAAUAUAUAUAAAUGUAGUGAUGGAAUAAAACUGGAUCCCAAUAAUCUCAGAAUAGCAUUUCAGGCCAUAUUUCUUCUGUUCUCCACUAUUAAAACAAGGCAUAUUAACAACAAAAAGUGUACAGAGGAUUGUAUUGAAAACUACCUGUUACAUCACAAGUUAUAUCUUAUUAGUACUGAUGAUAAGAUAAUAUUAUCGUCUGACCUUGUCUUUCAUGAUGUUGCUUGCAACACUAAAACAUUGAAGGAUCUCAAAUACAACUUUCUAUUUGAUAUAAGCAAAUGUGGUUUAGAUGAGUUUACAGGGGAUCUACUUAAAUUCCUGCCAACAAGCUGCAGACCCAAAUACUUGAGUAGUAUUGUAAGAAAUGAAAUAGUCAAUCCAAAGCCUUGCAGUGAGUAUCCAUCAUGCCAAGUACAGCAGUCAUAUCAAAGUAUGUUGUCCUCAAAGGAAUUUCGUGAUGCAAUACUGAAAAUAUUGAUAAAAGAAGAACAUGUCAAUGUGAAUGAAGAGAUCAAACAGCUGUUGGGAAACUUACAACAAAUAACAGUCAAGUGUCUUGAUGAAGUGAAUAUACAAUUAAUAAAUGUAGAAUCAAAUAGUACAGUAGUUAACAGCACACACAAAGAAUAUGUAUAUCUUGAAUAUGAAGAGAGUAACACAAUAUUGUAUCUACAUCAUGAUAGGAGCCAGGAUAGAAGGUUUAGUAGUAGCCUAACUAAGACAGUUUGCAAGCUCCUCAAAAAUGUGUAUCGUAUACAAUUGCAAAUACAAGAUCUGUUGUUUUGUCAACAUCCUGACGAAAUUAUGACAUACCUUAUUGAAAAUGGCUACUCAACUGAUGAAGGGGAUAAUGUACAUUUCAUACAACCUGUAGGUGUUGAAAUCAUCGAGCCAGAUAAGCAUUUUCUGGAUCACAAUCCUAACUAUCAUUUCAGACCUGGGGAAAUUGUUGGCUAUGAAUUAGACACCUCUGAAGGUCAAUCCACUUAUAUUUAUGUGCAAAUUGUGAAAGAAGUGAAGGGCAUAAAAGAUAAACAACAUUUCAUUCAAAUGUAUGAAAUUGAAAUUGGUAAACCUGAAACAUUAGUUGUCACAUCACUUGAUCUUUACAAAGUAAACAGAACGCAACACAAUGGUCCCUAUGAAUGUGAUGCAGAACAUGAUAGAUUGUUCAAAGAUGCAUGUGAAAAGAUGCCAGCACUCUGUGAAAGUAUUUUGUCUGAAGCUACCUUAACAGACGAACAAAAGAGGAAGGCCAUGAAGAGAUUAUAUUUCACAUGGCAUCCAGAAAACAACCAUCACAAUAAAGAGAUUGCUGGUAAAAUUUUUGAGCACAUUACAAGAAAACUUGAUAGAUUCCAACAGAAUUUCAGUUAUAAAUCUGGAAGAGGAUUUGGCCACGCUGCAAACUGUAAUGUGUUCACUUCAUUUUAUGAUCACUGGGGUCAGGAGGCUAGAGCCUAUCAUGAAAAAGCACAUACUUUUUCUUUUAGAAGUUUAGAUCAUGAUUAUUCGUCUUUUAUAAGAUACUCAAAACCAAAUCCCACUGAAGGAAAGCGCUGGCUUCGGCAAGCAGAAGCAGACUUACGUGCUGCAAGCAAAGACAUGGAAGGAGACAGUCAUUCAUUCGAAUGGGUGUGUUUCAAGUGUCAACAAGCUGCCGAGAAAGCAUUAAAGGGUGGUAUUUACACAGUUGUUGGGGACUUACCUGAUUCCAGAACACAUUCAUUAUCUUCUCUGGCUUGUACACUAUCUAAACAUGUCAGUGACAUGAAUGUGAAAGACGAUGCUAUCACAUUGUCAAAUAUCCAUUGUGACCAUCUCCAUCCUCGUUAUCCUGAUAUGUAUGGUGGAACUAAAAUACCAAAUGAUGUAUAUACACAAGAAACUGCAAAGAAGGCGCUUAAACAUACAAAACAAAUUGUACAUGCGGUUGCCACAUUACAAUUGCAUAAAUGA
This is a messenger RNA of Saccoglossus kowalevskii, 12258 nucleotides long. Its product is annotated as sacsin-like. The record is from RefSeq and is a predicted model, not a curated record. NCBI's taxonomy places the organism in Eukaryota, Metazoa, Hemichordata, Enteropneusta, Harrimaniidae.